GGCUCCCAAACAACCUGGAAGAAAGCAAACUGGGCUGUCUGGUGCGGGGCUGCUCUCAAAUGGUGUGGCCGCCGGACAGGGUGUCUGGAUUUCCUGGGCACCGGCACCUUCCCAAGCUCUUCCACACCCUGGGGUGUCCUGCUCCAGAAGGGGAUGAGGAAUAGAAGGUUCUGGUUUUGGCUGAGCAAGAGGCAGUGAGGAGGAGCAAGCUCCCACCGGAGGCGCUGGGGACAUGGAGCGGACCUGAGCCGGGCGCGGCGGCGGAGCCCGCACCGGCACCGGCGGCAGCACCGAGAGCGGCGGCACCGAGGACCGGGGCGCAGCGCUGCAGCGCGGCGGAGCCCUUUUCCGGCAACCUGAGCUGUCGACAGCCUUCUGGGCAGAUGGAGGUUGUGGCUUUCCGUGGGAGCGCCGCUGACAGGAUGUCCAUGAGGAGCCCCGUUUCUCCCCACCUGGAGCUCGAUGGAGCGGGCAGCAUGGUGAACUGCACCAUCAAGACGGAGGAGAAGAAGGAAGGCAGCUAUGAGUCCCCACCGGGGGCUGCCCCCAGCACCGAACCCCGUCCCAACGACCCGCCGGGACCACCGCCGAGGGAAGGCACCGACCCCCAGGCCCUGCCGCAGGAGUCCCACUCGCCUGCCGGAGACGCACUGGAGCCCAGGCGCUCUGCCUUUGAGCCGGCUGUCAGCGGCCAGGAGAAGCUGGACUUCAACAGGAAUUUGAAGGAGGUGAUGCCAACCAUUGAGAAGUUACUGUCCAGUGACUGGAAGGAGCGGCUGCUGGGCCGAACAACUGCUGAGUCCAAGGAAGUGAAAGGAACCCAGGAAAGCCUGGCAGAGAAGGAGCUCCAGUUACUUGUCAUGAUCAACCAGCUGUCCACGCUGCGGGACCAGCUCCUGACGGCCCACUCGGAGCAGAAGAACAUGGCCGCGAUGCUCUUCGAGAAGCAGCAGCAGCAGAUGGAGCUGGCGCGGCAGCAGCAAGAGCAGAUCGCCAAGCAGCAGCAGCAGCUCAUCCAGCAGCAGCACAAAAUCAACCUGCUGCAGCAACAGAUCCAGCAGGUGAACAUGCCCUACGUCAUGAUUCCCGCCUUCACCCCCAGCCACCAGCCUCUCCCCGUCACUCCCGACUCCCAGUUAGCGCUGCCCAUCCAGCCCAUCCCCUGCAAACCAGUGGAUUACCCGGUGCAGCUGCUGCACAGCCCCCCUCCUCCCACGCUGAAGAGACCCGCCGGCUCGGGCCACCUCCAGAUGCAGGAGACCUCGCAGCCGCUGAACCUGACAGCCAAACCCAAAGGUUCCGACCUCCCCAGUGCCUCCAGCUCACCCAGUUUGAAGAUGAGCAGCUGCCAGUCCCUCACGCCGAGUCACGGGGCCACCAGGGACCUGCAGACCAGCCCAUCCAACCUGCCUCUGGGGUUCCUGGGCGAAGGCGAUGCCAUCACCAAAGCCAUCCAGGACGCGCGGCAGCUGCUGCAUGGCCACAGCGGAGCCAUGGAGGGAUCGCUGAGCAACUCCUACCGCAAGGACCACGUCGGGAUUGAUUCUUCCCCGGUGAAGGAGCGGAUGGAGGAGACACCUGCCCACCGGCUGGACGAGGCUCUGUUGACCUGUGAGAUGGAUGGCUCACGGCACUUCCCGGAGUCCAGGAACAACAACCACAUCAAGCGGCCCAUGAACGCCUUCAUGGUGUGGGCGAAGGACGAGAGGAGGAAGAUUUUGCAGGCCUUCCCGGACAUGCACAACUCCAGCAUCAGCAAGAUCCUGGGCUCCCGGUGGAAGUCCAUGACGAACCAGGAGAAGCAGCCCUACUACGAGGAGCAAGCCCGGCUGAGCCGGCAGCACCUGGAGAAAUACCCCGACUAUAAGUACAAGCCCCGACCCAAACGCACCUGCAUCGUGGAGGGGAAGCGGCUGCGCGUGGGCGAGUACAAGGCGCUGAUGAGGAACCGGCGGCAGGACGCCAGGCAGGGCUACUUGAUAGGACCCCAGGGCAGCCAGAUGCCGCCUGCAUCCUCGGAUGUGCUGUACCAGCGGCCGGUGGGCAUGCAGCUGACGUCCCCCCUGAUGGAGCACUACCUGCCCCGCAGCAUGGACCCCAGCAUGCCCGUCAUCGUCAACACGCGUAGCCUCAAGGAGGGCGACGGCGGGGAUGACGGGCACUCCGUGGCCGACGGUGAGAUGUACCGCUACAGCGAGGAGGAGGACUCGGAGGGCGAGGACAAGAGUGAUGGCGAGCUGGUGGUGCUGACGGACUGAGGGGGGCCGGGGUGGGGGGCGGUGGGUGGGGGCGGCAGGGCUGGCUGCCACCAAAAAGGAGGUCACAGCAUCCCCUGAUGGGAUGGGACUCGGCUGAAGGGCUGUGCUGGGAGCAGAGGAGAGGUGCUACCCCGGCACGGAGGAGUCGCUGCUGCCUGCCUGCAAAUGGGUCCCGGGAAGGCGAGCAUCCUGGCAUUUUGGGUGGGGGGGCUUCCCGGGGGGGGUGAUGAGCAGUGAUGUGCACUGCACGGGGCCAUGGCUGGGAUGUGCUGACCCCGCUGGGCAAGCUGGCGAGGGCUGGUUCAGCCUUGUUCUAGUGGCGGGGGCAUGGGGAGCUGAGGCCACCUGGCCCGGAGAUAUGGGUGCCACGGCUGCUGAGCUGUCACCCAUCUGCAGCCCCCCCAGGAGGUACCUGAGGGUAUCGGGAUGCGGGAAAACGUCCAGAGCAUCUCCCAGCCUUCCAGCACCCAUGGGUCCCUUGCAGAGAGCCUCACCUGCAGCCGCCAGCCACUGCUGCUAGGGUCACGGGACGGGGACACGCUUGUCCCUCGCUCAGCCCCGUCUGACCUCCCCGCUGCAUUUCCCACUCGGUCUUUAAAGCCUGCCAGCAAAUUCCCAUGGAGCCAUUUUUAGCUCUCGCCUGCCCCGAGUACCAGCCAAGGGCUCCGAGGAGCCCUUUAUGAUCCUGACAGCUCUGGCCCACUUUGUAAAUAAAGCGGGUGCCUGUUCUCUGGCUGUGCCGUUGCCCCGGCCCUCCGCCAGCCCCUGCCCCGGGCGCUGUCGGGCACAAGCCCUGGCUGCGGUGGGUACGUGCCCCGUCCGUCCCCAGGGACCUUUCCCUCCUGCACCCCAGCUCUGCAAGCUGUAGGCUCCACCUGCGAUCUUCAUCGUGAAAACCAGAGAGGGAGAGAAAAAUAACUGCAAUUUAUGAAAAAAAAAAAAAAAAAAAAAUUGAAAAAAACCAACAACCUUGCUCUGGUCAGAGCCUGGCCCAGGGGUAUUUGGGAUGCAGCAUGGCUGUGUGUCCGGCUGUGCGUGCACAGUGUCUGGGUGUGCAUUCACCAUGUCCGGGUGUGCAGAGAGUCCGUGCACCGUGUCCGGCUGUGCGUGCACAGUGUCUGGGUGUGCAUUCACCAUGUCCGGGUGUGCAGAGAGUCCGUGCACCGUGUCCGGCUGUGCGUGCACAGUGUCUGGGUGUGCAUUCACCAUGUCCGGGUGUGCAGAGAGUCCGUGCACCGUGUCCGGCUGUGCGUGCACAGUGUCCGGCUGCGCGCAGAGUCCGUGCACCGCCCUGUGGCUACAGCCAGAAACAGGCACCGCUGCUCCGGCCGCAGCCACAGCCUGGCCUCCAGCCUGGCACGGUGGGGACCUUUGCUGGGGGUGCAGAAGGAGCUGUGGCUGCCCGGGCUCCAGGUUGCAGCAGCGGGGACGAGCCCUGCAAUGGGGGCUUUGCAGCGGACCCGUGUCUUCGGUCCCAGGGUGGGGGGUCCGGAGCAGCAGCUCCGCAGCAUCGGGGCCCCGGUGCUGCUCCCCCGCACCCCACGGGGCUGCCGUCAGGACAUUGUUUAUCCAAGGGAGCAUCUUGCCUCCUCGCCCACCCAGCAAACGCCUCUCUCCUCUCUUGCCCUUCGUCAGUGCUUUAUUUAUUCCCAUCCCCUGUGCUGCUCUGGCUGGGGCUGGGGUCCCUGGGGAAGGGGUGCCGGCUCCCAGGGUGGGAUGGGCUGUGCUGCAGAGGGGGCUGGAAGCAGAUGUGCCCGACAAAGAUGCAGCUCUUCCUCUCUUUUUUUUUUUUUUUUUUUAAAAGACUGUAAAUAUAGAUAGAGCUUUAUUUUGUUAAUAAGACAAUGAGUAACUUAACCUGUAUAUUUCACAUACUUGUUUACAAUUGUCCCCCCCACCCCUUGGCACAAUAAAAAUGACUUUUUGGAGCAGA
This is a messenger RNA of Aquila chrysaetos chrysaetos, 4191 nucleotides long. It is a transcript of the gene SOX13, whose product is annotated as SRY-box transcription factor 13. The record is from RefSeq and is a predicted model, not a curated record. Gene Ontology annotation, biological process: cell fate commitment; regulation of transcription by RNA polymerase II. Gene Ontology annotation, molecular function: DNA-binding transcription factor activity, RNA polymerase II-specific; RNA polymerase II cis-regulatory region sequence-specific DNA binding. The transcript is spliced from 16 exons. Bases 384 to 2258 code for a protein of 624 amino acids. NCBI's taxonomy places the organism in Eukaryota, Metazoa, Chordata, Aves, Accipitriformes, Accipitridae. Gene Ontology annotation, cellular component: nucleus.